Molecule: messenger RNA, 1033 nt
Organism: Moneuplotes crassus
Lineage: Eukaryota; Ciliophora; Spirotrichea; Euplotida; Euplotidae
Source: the annotation of a GenBank genome assembly
UUUUAUCAAUGGAAUUUGUAAAGGAUAAAGUAGCAGAAGUUAAGAAGAGUUUAGACAAAAUUCAUGAGAAAGAUCCGAUGCUAGUGUACACCUUUGCUUUAAUUGGAGCUGGCUAUGUUGGAUUUAAACUCUUGAAAGAUAUCAGAGGCAUGCUCAGAUAUACAGUCAGACCGUCUUAUGACCUCAAGAAAAGAUAUGGCUCCAACUGGUGUGUCGUCACAGGAGCUACUGAUGGAAUCGGUAAAGGAUUCGCAUUUGAACUUUCCAGAAGAGGCAUGAAAGUUGUUUUGGUAGCUAGGAACGAUGAGAAGCUCCAAGCUGUAGCGAAAGAGAUUAAUGAGACUUAUGAAGGAGCAGAGACAAAGACUAUUGUGUUUGAUUUUAAUCAAAAUUACACAAGCGAAGUUAUCAAAGAACUCACAGAAAAAUUUGAUGAAAUAGAGAAGUGCUCGAUUCUUGUUAACAAUGUUGGAGUUCUCUUUGCAGGCAUGCAUGGAGAUAUGGAAGAUGAUGGGGUAAUGACUACUCUCAACAUCAAUAUCACUGCUAACACUUUGAUGGCAAAGAUCUUUAUCCCGAAAUUAUUGGCUAAUGAGACUAGAGCUGGAAUGGUAAAUGUUGGAGGAUAUCUUUCCUACUUUCCUUGUCCAUUCCUAACAGUCUACAGUGCAAGCAAAGCCUACAUGACUCAGUUUUCAACAUCACUCAGCGAAGAAUACAAGCAUAAAAUUGAUAUUCUUGUCACCAACAGCGGCUCUAUCAAGACUAAUAUGAAUGAUGGAAGGUUCUUGUUUACUAUUACUCCUGCACAACAUGCAAACGCUGUAUUAAAUAAGCUUGGGCAUGACACAUGGACUUGUGGACAUGCAAUCCACGCAGUGCACCAAUAUUUACUUGAGAAACCGAUAGAAGGAGCUAUUAUCAAGUACAUCAACAACAAGAGAUUUGAAUCUUACUUCACAGCUCAACAAGAGCAAGCUGAUGCCAAUUAAGCUUCAACUUGAAGUGACUCAGCUAUUGCUUAUUAGUUGUG